AUGAGCGCCCCUCCUCUGGCCAAGGUUCGUUUUUUUUUUCUUCAAAAAAAAAAGUUCGGACAUUGAUAUUUAUUUUAUUUAUUUCACUAUAGAUCCUACAUUACUCCUAAAAAAAUUUAAGCUAUUUGAAAAAAAUUGGAUUUAUUUAAAAAAAUUAUUAAAACGAAUAUGCUUGUUUGGAUCCUAGAAAAGUAUAAAAUAACGGUUUUUUUGUUCAAAAAGGACAUUUUUUUGCUCUAAAAAAAUUGGAAUUUUUCUCUAUUUUUUCUUUAAUUUUUUUCAAGUUUUUUUGAAAGUUUUUUUAAUAUUUUUAAUUGUUAAUUUUUAAGAUUGAAUCAACGAAAAAGUGGAAGAAAAUAGUUUCAAAAAAAUACUUUUUUUCUGAACAAAUUAUGAGCUGGAAACUGAAAAAAGUCGAAUUUUUAUAUUUUUUCAAAGCUUCUAUCACUUUUAAAACUUUCAAUGAUGUUCAACAGAAAAAUUCAUCCCGUUUACAAAUUUUCAACUUUUUUGAACCUUGCUAGUCCCUUUUUUUACACAAAUCAGCUCAAAAACCUUCAAAAAAUCAGGAAUUUUCGGAUGGAAAUAAAAAAAAAUUAUUUUUUUUUCCCCAACUUCUUAGAAGGAAAAAAUAAUAAUUUUCAGUUGGAUGUGCUGGCGAAGCGGCUGCUCGAGGGAGCCCAGCUCAAAACGCACAAAUAUUUCCGAAUCGCCGUCCCCCAUGCACUGACCGGCCAAAGUUUGGUGGCUCUCGUCGCCGAGAAGGUUGGAUUUUCAGAAAAUUCAUUAAAAGUUUUGGAAAUUCUUUCAAAACAUUAAUAUUUGCUUUUUUUGAUUUCAGCUGUUUUAUGUAUUUCAUUCAUGCGUUCAUGUACUGUUAUUUUGUUAUUUCACUCCUUUUUUUCCUAUUAUUUCACGUUCUAUGGUGUGUAAUUGAAAGUCGCAAUGGGUUCCCAUAAACUUUGUAUUUUACUAUUUUAUUUUUUUUCCUGAUAAGGUGACUUUUUUAGGCUGCCGGUUGACUUUUCAUGAAACUUGGCUCAAGUGCUCUUAAAAAUUUUGAAUUAGGAUAAAGUUUUCGAAUUUCGAUGCCGUUUUUCUAAUUUUCCUGCAGUUCUUCUAACUUUGGCUUUUGGCUCAAAACUGGCUUUUGUCUCUAUUUUUGAUGAUUUUUUCAAGAUUUUCUAACUUUCCUCCAUUUUUAGCAAACCAAUUUGCGCUAUAAAGCUGAUUUUUCGCGUUAUUUUUUCAGGAAUCUCUAUGUUUUUUUCUAAAUUUUCGCCUUUUUUCCCAUCAGAAGCUCAUUUUUCACUUCAAUUUUCAAUGACUCUCUCUAAAUUUUAGGAGUUUUCACGAUUUUUAACAGUAAAGCUGGUUUUCCACGUCAUUUUCUGACGACUCUCUAUAUUUUCUGAUUUUUUACGAUUCGAAGCUCAAAAGCUGAUUUUUGACCUUCAAUUUGUGAUGACGCUCUACAGAUUUUCUAACUUUCCGCGAUUUUUAGCACUAAAGAAAAUUUUUCCGUUUCUUUUUCACGAUUUCUCGUUAAAAAGCUAGUUUUUCGCUUCAAUAUCCGAUUUUGUUCCUAGAUUUUUUAAGUUUUUCAAUUUUCAGCUCCUAUUUUCCCUCGGAAAACAAGACUCUCUUUAGAUUCUGAUUUUUAUGAUUUUUUGCAAGUUUCCACCUCAAGAGUUGAUACUUUUUAAUUUUCCAUCUUUUUUCAUUAGACAUUCUGAGAUUCUUGGCUUCUCCAGGGGUACGCAGAAGACGAGGCGGAAGCCGUGCACAUGGCGUCGCUCCUCCUGCAGCACGGCUACCUGUUCCCCGUGAUCGAACACGCGUCGACGGUCCGCGACGACGGAACCCUCUACCGUCUCCAGAGACCCUACUUCUGGCCCUCCCACGCCACCCACACCGACAACGUCGAGUAUGGUACGCGAUUUAGGGCUUUUUUGAAAUUCUAGUUUAAAAGGGUUGAAAAAAAGGUACAAGAAACUUGUGGCUCUCAAUUUGCUUAAUAAAUUCCGGAUUUCGGUCAUUUUUGCCGGAUUUUUUUUUUAAAAUAUUAACUUCAGUUGAGAAUCUUUAAUUGAAGGCAAUACAAAGUUGUUGAAAGUCUUUUAAAGGCUAUUAUCGUGAAAAUUCUAAAAUUCAGGAGCUUCUGAAUUUAGCGGCUUUUUUUCAAUAUUCAAGCAAGUUUUAGUGGAAAAAAACCGAUUAAAAAGGGUCUUUAUUAUGAAAAAAGUUACUUCUGAAAGGAUUUUUUGUCAAUAACUACAGUUUCAAAAAAAUUUCUAUUUUUUUCAUUUUUCAUAUAUUUUUCGAUUCACCUCCUUCUAAUUUUUAAAAAAAUACAUUUAAAUUUUUUUAAAAUCCUCUAUUUUUUUCUUGCUUUCUUGAGAAGAGGCAGUGGAAAAUCGCUAAAAAAAUUCGUUUUUUUCGUCCCUAGGCUUCAUAGUGUUUUUCCUAAUUGUUCUAAAAACCGUAAAAUAAUUGAUUUCUCGUCAUUUUUUUUUGCAUUUCCAGCCAUCUACCUAAACAAGAGACUACUACGGAAUGAACAAAAAAACACGGUCUUGAAGAGGAAGAAGUCGAGGCUUACAAUCGGUAUUUUUUUAUUCAUUUUUGUGUUAUUUCUAUGUUUUUAGCAAUGUUCAUAUCAAAUAUCUUGUCUUAUCUAUCUGAAUAUCGAAUUUAAGAUACAAAUAAUCAGUUUAUACAUUUAAAAAGUGAUAUAUUUCUUUAGAUUGGCUGAACUUUUGGCCCACAUGUGGGGCUUCAUCACGCAACAGGCCGAGAUGCAAUUGAAGCACCAGAAAGAGAAGAAAAAGGCGGAUAAGGUUGGUCUCGAAGCUGGUUUAAAGGCGCAUGGGCGUAUUUAAUAAAAGUCUCGCGGCGAAAAGCCUUUUUUUUUUGUUCUAAUUGAGCUUUCUGAAGACUUUCGGACCCUCAAGCAAGGAUUUUUGACGAAAAAUAUAAAGUUUUGUUCGAAAUCCUCAACUUGAGAACGCCAGAGGGGCCCCUAUAGGGGUUAGGGAAAAAAAAAUCAAUUUAAAAGACAAAAAAGUGGUUCCUAUAGGGGUAAAGUUUGGUGGUUCUUGUAGGGAUUCAGGGUAUGAUACCGAAGCCCCUUAAGGGGUCUUUUGAGUUUUUUUCUGUUUUUCAAAUUGAAAAGACGUAUAGGGAUCACUAGAGUGGCCACUUCUGCAAGCUUUGCUCUUUCAUUGGGAAAUUUAAAAAGCCCCUACAGAGGAAACUCCAAGGGACCCCUGUAGAGGUCACUUUGCCGUUUCUAAGAAGAGCUAAAACGAAAAUUAUUUUUCAAGUUUUAGUCGCCGAACUGAAAAUUAUGAAAUUUGAAAAAAGAAGUGGUCAAAUUGGCAUUUUCCUGUUAGGAAUUUCGGUUUAAAUAUUUAAUUCUGGCUAUUUUCAUUUGAGCCUAAUUUUCUAACAUAUUCAUUUUCUUUUAUCCGUUAAUACAACUUUAAAAGAUAGAGAUAAAUAAGAAAUAAUGGGGGCCACUAGAGUGACCACUUCUGCAAGUUUACCCUUCUAUUUGGGGAGUUUAAGUAAUUCCUAGAGAGGAAACUCCAAGGGACUUUUGGAGAGAUCACUUUGCCGUUUCUAAGAAGAGGUAAAACGAAAAAUAUUUUUCAAUUUUCAUUGCGUUUCGUUUGUGUCCAUGAAACUUGAAAAUAAUAAACUAUCAAAAUUUUCCUUUUUUUUCUUCAUUUCAUGAGUAGAAUUUUAUUAUCAGAUGUUUACUCUAAUACUCAAAAUCAAUCAAAAAUUAUUUUCAGGUAGUCUAUGAUUCGGAAGAACGGGCUUUCUGGAGGAUGCGCAAACCGGGAGCCUCGAAUUCCCUCGAAGAACACGUUGGAAAGGUUUCUUUUUUGAUAUUUUCUCAAGAAAUAUAUUUUUAGAACAUUCGCGAAUAGUUUUAGUUUGAUAUUUAGCUUGAAUUAUUCUUCUCGGAACCUGUUAGAACUGAAAAAUAACUCAUUAUUACUGCAGGUUUCGUAGAAAAAAAAUGAGAAUUUUUUUUAUUUUUUGAAAAAUUAUCUGCAGUUUAUAUUUUAGUGGCCUAAUCUCUACUACUUCAUCAUAACAACAUUCAGAAAAAUUACAUUUUUAACAGGAUUUUUUAGUUUUUCAAAAGGUCAUCCAGUAUAAUUAAUAAUUUUCUUUUUCUCAAAGUUCAUAUUCUCCAGACGGAACGAAAGAUCAGAAAACCGACGACGCAAGCCUACCGAAAUUUGGUCGACCGGCUCAAAUUUUCCCUGAAAACCAAGCCCUGGCUCAAGGCCCUCAAAGCCUCCGAUACGUGAGUUUUUAUAAUAUUUUCAAAUUUUAAAAAUCAUCCUGUAGCUUUUUAUUUUUUUUUUCGGAUUAUACAAGUUUCCUGGAUUUUUUUGAAGUUUGAAAGCUUUGAAAAAAACGAAAAAUUUUUCGUACCGAUAUUUUCAAAAAAACUCAGCAACUAUGAAUGAGGUAUCUAGGAAAAAUAAUCCAUUUAAGUUUGUAGUCUAUAAAAAUUGGCUUGAAUUUUUCUGUUUCCACAGCCCUCUUCUCAUAAAAAAAAAACUAGGGUUUACAUAUUUUCACGUAAAAAUUUCGGUUUUCAAAGAUUAUUCCAAGUUACAUAGGCAAAGUCGGAAGGACCCUUCACGGGCCCUUUGAGCGUCCGUUACGGAUCCGUCUGUUUCCAUUAAUUUUUCCUGAACGGGUGGCAAAGGUUUCCUUUUUACUGCCUUUUUGCGUCCUUUUAUCGGCCUUCAUCCACCCUUUUUGGACCCUUUUGAGGAAUACGAUUUUUUUGUAAAUUAAGAAUAAUCUUUACAAGUUGCUGUGUAUGAACCACAACAUGCUAAAGUAAUAAAAUCGGAAAUCAUCAAUAGCAGAGAAUUUCAGAACCCUUUUUGCGGCCUCUCCCUUUUUUCGCCCUUUUAUGACUCUUUUUAGCCCACCAAAAAUGAAAGGCUCAAUAAAGGCCGUAAAAAGGGACCCUUUUAGCGGCCAUUUUGCAGUCACUCCCUAUUUGCACCCGUUUUCCGCACUUCCGACUUUGGCAUUGUAUCAGUUUUGAAAAAAAUGAAAUAAGCUAGAAAAUCAUAUUUCUAAUUGUUUAAAAUUUUAAUAUAAGUUUUAUUUCUUUUCACUUUUCAGAAUGGUGACUUGGGUCGACCAAAGAGUGGACUACGAUCCGUUCCUGACGGCUCCGCAACCUUCGAAUCCCUGGCUGACGGAUGACACCGGAUUCUGGACCCUGAAUACCGAUACGUACGUUUUUCUUUUUAUUUUUUGCCAAGGAUUGAAGAAAAAAUCUUGUUUUUCUAUUCAUUUGCUUUUUAAAUAUUGUAUUUCAUCGUUAUUUUUUUCCUCAAAUUUCGAGAAGCUUUUUAUAAAUACCGAUGAAUUUUUACUCAAUUUUUUUCAUAGUUCGGUGAUUUUUUUAAGAAAUAUUAUUUUUUUGUUUUUUUGGAACUUUACCCGUUUAAAAAGUAUGAACAUAAUUUUUUUAACGAAUCUCUCAAUUUUGAAUUUUUCCCUCUAUGUUAAGUUUUUCUGCACUUCUGAAGCCUUUUUUUCAUCACGAAUUUCAGAAAAGUCACGUUUUUUUCUCUUAUUUUUUUCUCAUUUUCAUGAAAUAAUUUUUCCGGAAACGUCUCUAAAAAAAUCUCUUACCCAGAGAAUUUAACUAAUUUUUAUGCUAAAAAGAAAAAAAUAAUUUUUCACUUUGAUAAAAUUUGAUUUUUUUGAAAUUUUAAAGUUUCCCCACGCCGGAGCUGUAUUAAAAUAUCAUUGAAUGCUUCAAAUCUUUAAAUAACUCAUGAGGAUCCAUUUUUUUUGUCUUUUCGCGCCAUUUCAUCGGCUGUUAUGCACCAUUUUUGCUGUCUUUUCCUUUUUCCACCAUUUCUUGAGCCUUUAAAAUCCUAGAAAAAUGGAAGGUUCGAUAAAGGGACUUUCUUGCGGCUUUCUGGGGCCUUUUUGCUGCCAUUCUGCGGCCUUUUUUGGGCCUCUCCCUCUUAGAGGCCAUUAUCCACCAUUUCGACUAUGUAUCAAGAGAAUCAAGAAUGAAAAAAUGUCUUGCAGCGUUGAAAUUCCGACGGAAAGAAGAGUGAAACGAUGGGGACUUUCAGUACAGGAACUCGUCAAAGAUCCCAUCGGGCGACAGGUUUUCAUCUUCAUUAUCCUUUUUUAAUGUUUCAAAACAAUUUCAAAAAAUAAUUUCAUCAGCUGAUUCUCAUUAGACGAAUCACAGAUAAAAGAAUGAUGCCGUGUUCAAAGUAAUUUCCGCGAAAUGCAAAAUGAUCUCUGACUCUCCAAAAUUUAGUGAUCUUUUCCUUUCUCUAACGGGUAUUUUGCAUUUCGCGGAAAUUACUUUGAACACGGCAUGAGCUUUCAUAGUUUUAUUAAAACGUAUAUUUCAUAAGCUUAUUUGUUCUUUUUUUCAUAAAAAGGGCAAGAAUUUUGCGAAUUUAAUGUAUAGUUUUUUUAAGAUUUUUUUCUAAAUUUUUUUCAUGAAAAAAAUAUUUUAUGUAAAAUAAGUAUAUUUUUUUAUUCAAUUUUUCUUUUGCUUUUUAGCUAGUUUUUUUAAAUUAAUAUUCGAGCAAAAAGCCAAAAAAAUUCAUUUUUGAGGCUUUAAAUUCCCGAUUAAGAUGAAAAUUUGCGUUCAAGAAGCCUUUGUAAAACCGAAAAUUCUAAGAAAUUGGUAUAAAAAUUGUGAAUUUGAACUUCAGCCGAUUUUUUCAUGAAAAUCAGGGAAUUAAAAAUGAAACUGGUUAAAAUUUUUGAAUAAAAAAAGUAUAUUAACAGUUUUUUUAUAAAGCAAUUGUGUGAUAUCGAAGUUCUGGAAUUUCAGAAACUUAUCAAAAAAAUCACAUUUGAAUGAAUUUGAAUGAAAAGAAAUUUUUUUGUCGGAGUAAAUCAUCCGGGAGCUGAAUACAGAGAAUAUUAGACGCAAUUUUUUUCCUUUCCUUUCCAAUCAAUAAUUCAAUUUUUUUCAGGUUCUGGAAACGUUCCUGGAGUCGGAGUUCUCCUCGGAGAAUAUUCGAUUUUUGGAUCGCGAUCCAGGAUUUGAAGUUCUCCCCAAUGAGCAGAUCAAUGGGAAAGUCGAACGGAUCCGGGAAGAGUUCCUGGCUCAGGGGCUCCCGCUCAGGUUUCUAUUUGAAUAAUGUAUUUUUUUGAAAAAAAGUAAUUUAUAUGUAUAAUUGUCUAAAAAUUACAAGAUUAUUUGGGAAUAUUUGAACGACAGGAAUUUUUCCUUCUCUCGAAAAAAAGUUCGAAAAAAAAUUUUUUUUCUCUUGUUUUUUUCAAAGGUUAGGAAAAAAAUCGGAAACAGCUUCAAAAAAAUUUUUCUUUUUGAGAAAAAAAUUCGGAACAUAAUUUUUCAGUCAAACCGCGUUUUUGAAGAACUUUUUCCCAGUUUUUUUGGUUUUUAUAAUAUAAAAAAAUUUGAUUACACAGAUCAGUUUGGAAAUCAUUUUUAUCCGAAAAAUUAUGAUAUUUUUGAGGUUUGAAAAAAACAUUUUUUUGGAUAUUUCAAAACUUCUAAAAAUACUUGAAAAAAAUUUUUUUGAGACGAAAUAUAAUCGAUUAUGCUCCCAUUUUCAUAGUCUCAAUCCCUUAUUGAGUCCAAAAAAAUUCAAAAAUGAGUGCAGAAAAAAACCUUCAAGCCAGAUUUAACCGGGAAUUUUUUUAUCAUGCUUUUUUUGAAUUUCUUGAAAAUUUUUUUUUUAAUUUUUCAAAUUUCUUCAAAAAAAUGUUAUAAAUUCGUUUGAUUCAUCAAGUAGUUUUUUACCUCCCUUGGAAGUCUUGAAAAAUUUCAUGUCAUACGAUAUCUUUCCAUUUGAUAAUAUUCUAGGUGAACGUGGAUUCCCGGACGCUGGACCAGACGCUGGACUGCCUUCGGAAGGCGACGACGCCUUCCCAACGACGGCACGCCUUCUACCACUCGGAGGAGCACGUCUUCACCCUCAUGGCCAAGGACUCCUAUCCCCGAUUCGUUAGGUCCCAGAUUUACAAGGUGAUUCAGAGUUCUAAUACCUUUUUAGAGCCGUUUUUUCAGUAAAUCAAGGAUUUUUGUCAUAUUUUGGCUUUCUAGGAGAGAACUUAGUAAAGGAUACACAAAUUGCGGAACCUGUAGAAAUACCUAGUCUCAAUUAAAGAAAAUCAUCUAAAAUUCGAAAAAAAAAAGCCAUUUUUCGACUUUUCUGUUCGAAAUAUGGUAAUUUCGAGGGUUUCACGUUUAUUUCUUGCCAAAAAAACCGUAUACCAUUGUUGUGAAUUUCGCUUCGAGACCUGUAUUUGAAUUUUUCGAAGGGUCUCGAAGCGAAAACACAAAAAAAAAAUUGAGUUUACAGAAGUUUUUCGAAAAAAUGACCGGAAAUACUGCCUGUUAAAAUUUUGAAUGUUAAUAACACUGACGUCAUUAGAAAACGCUCUCUGAUUGGUUUAUCUCGACAUUAGGGGCGGAGCUUAAGAGACGAGUUGAAGUUCAAAAUCUAACCACAGUUUAACGCUGAUUCUGACGAACCCUCUGAUUUUCAGGGAGUCCUAUCAGCGGCUCAACAACAAGGAACUCGCCGACUCGGUUGGCGCAACUUCGUCUUCAACAUGGGCGUGACGAAGAAGCCGUUGGGCAGCAAACAGCAGAAGGCCGUCCGGGAAGAGGCCGCCGCCGCGUUGCCCAAGCAGCUCAGCAGCGACUCCUUGCCCGUCCGACAGGCCCACGCCGUCAAGUUCGUUAUAGCCUAUUCCGCGCCAGCUUGUCACGUUUUUCUUCCCGCCAAAAAAGACUGUAUACCAAAUUAGAUCAAAUUUCUGCUUUCAUAACGGCAAGAAACAAAGGUCUUGAAGCGAAAGUUGGUUAAAUUUGACUUGGCUUUUUGGCGGGAAGAAAAACGUGACAAGCUGGCGCAGAAUGGCCUAUACUUAGUCUGCUUCAAGCAGCUGACUCCGCCCCCUUGGCUACAGUAUCUUUCGCGUCGAUGGUCCUUUAAUAGCGCUGAAUUUUUUUGACUUCUUUUUUUCUAUUUUUUUAGAUCAAAAGCGCUGUAAAACGAUCAGUCCAAAAAAUCUGAUCAGAAAAAAUUCUUCUUUAUAUUCACUCAAACAAAUAUAAAAUUACAAGGCUCAGAAUCUUUUAAGAAGAUUAGUUCCAUUAAAAAAAAAAUGGUUUUUUCAAAUUUUUUGAAAAUUUUCACCUCCAAUCCUAAAGUAGUCAGUGUUUCAAGAAAAAAAAAUUAUUGAACUUUUUUUUUCCAGUUUUGAUUUUUGCUUCAAACCGGUUCGAAAAAUGUUAAAUUCCAACGAAAUAUAUAGGUUCUUUCUUCCUAAAAUGACUUCAGGGAUCGAAAAAUUAGAGAAAUUAUCAUUCUCAAAAAAAGAUCGUUUUGCUCUCCUUUCUUAGAAAAGAGACCUUUUUGUCUGUAUCUUUAGAAAGGUACCUUAUAGCCUUUUGACCUCAAAAAACAAAAAUGAUUCCUUAAAAAGGCAUUCAAACAUGUUAAAAAAAAGUUUUAAAAGACUUAUCCUUACAAAAAAAAUUCAUUGAUAUAUAUCUCCGGCCCUCCUUUUUUAACUCCGAGAUAAAUAUUCGUUAUCAGGGAGCUUCAAUGCUUCUCAAACUCGCCGCCGUGUAAGCUCAUUUUCAUUUUCAAUUCCAUCUUUUUCUUUCUUUCUCACCAUUUUUUGUAGAUUCCAAUUAACUCACGCAUGUCAUAAAACCACCAAUUUUGUAGAUUUUCAUAGUUGAUUCAUUUUUUUCCAACAUGAAAUUUAAAAUCUCCAUUUUCAGGAUCGAUCCGGAAUGA
Caenorhabditis auriculariae is the source of this 9815-nucleotide messenger RNA. NCBI's taxonomy places the organism in Eukaryota, Metazoa, Nematoda, Chromadorea, Rhabditida, Rhabditidae. The record is from the annotation of a GenBank genome assembly.